AUGACCCGCACUGGCUGGCUAAAACAUCACUCAGCGCUACACAACCGACCUCUCGGACGAUUGGUCGAUAAUCGUCUCAAGGAGAUGCGGAAGAUCAGAGGAGCUCUACGUUUGAAAGAGGUGACAGUCGAAUUCAGCUAUGUCCCGACCACAGAAAAUCCAGCCGAUGCUGGUGCCCAGGGAUUGACCAAGAGCUCCAGGAUAAUACAUGGUGGGCAAAUCCCCCAGUCCUACGUUAACCAGUUGACUCGCGGACCUCACCAACAUGCACCGUGUACAAAAAGCCACUAA
Molecule: messenger RNA, 291 nt
Organism: Necator americanus (New World hookworm)
Lineage: Eukaryota; Metazoa; Nematoda; Chromadorea; Rhabditida; Ancylostomatidae
Exons: 1
Coding region: 1-291 (96 amino acids)
Source: RefSeq, a predicted model, not a curated record